CGGGGCCAGGCCUGCUCCCCAGAAGAGGCCGCCCGUCGCCCGGCCUUGAAGUCCUGGGCCCAGCAAGGGAGCCGCUGCCUCCGUUUUCCUGGCACCCGGCCUGGAGGGGAGGCCUACUCCAGGCCCCGGCAGGGAGGCCUGCCUGGUCUGCUGGCUGCGUGUGGGGCUGGACCAGGCCGGCGGCACCAUCGGCUCCCUCCUCCUUGGCUGGCGCAGCAGGCAGGCCGCUUGGAGCAGCAGCAGCAGCAGCAGCAGCAUGAGUUCUGGGAGGCGAGGAGGAGGGGGGGCUGCCAGCCCAGGCCCCCCCGCUGCUUGCUCCUGGCAGCCCCCGCGCAUCCUGGUGGUGGACAUCCGCCCCCCGCAUUGGGCCCACCUCUGCCCCAAUCUCUGCCAAGCCCUGGAGAACGUCUUCUCUCUGGCCUGCAGCCUGGCGGGCCCUCCCCGCCUCUCCCAGCUCAGCCUCUACGUGGCGGCCCAGGGCCGGCAGGAGUGCCUCUUGCCCUUGGUGCCGGUGAGAGGGAGCUUUGCCCGACUCCAGAGCUGCCUUGCUGAGCUCCGCGCCUGGCCAGUGGAGGGGGCGUUCCGGCCCAGGGAGGACCUGGUGGCCCGUGCCGUGCAGGAUGGCCUCCAGCAGUUCAAGCAGCACCCCGGGCGGGGCGGGGCGGGGGCCUGCCUGAGCAGCUGCUCCAUGGAGAUCACGGUCCUGACCAGCCAGCCUGGCACGGAGAUGGUCAAGCAGCUGGAGGCCGGGCUGCGGGGUGUGGAUCUGGUCAGCCUCCGGCAAUUGCAAGUGGUUGAGAUCUCCAGCGGGGAGUGCCGGGAGCCGCCAGAGGAAGCCGAGUGGAGCAUCCGGGCUGGAGAGGGUGAGGGAGCCGCCGCCACCGCCAGCAGCAGCAGCAGCAGCCGCCAUGAGACCUCCGUGGGCCUGGACACAGACGUGGACCUCCAGAGCGUGGAGAAUGACCUGGUGGCCUUGGAGACCUUCUUCAAAGGCUGGUUCCAUGACCAUGGCCUGGAUCAGGAGCACCUCCACCUCCUCCUGCCUGCUGCAGCCAAGGCCAGCCUGGCCUGCAUGAAGUGCGACAUCCAGGAGCGGCUGCUCAGCCCGGCUCUACUCCCGGCGGCCUGCAGGGACAGCACAGCAAGAGCCGGGGAGGCGGCCGGUCCUUUCUGGAUGGCCGCUGGACACGGCUGGACCCCCCCGCGCAGGCUCCGAGUCCUCAGGGCGCUGAAGGCGGAAGGGCUGUGCCAGUCUCUGCUCUGGGGGCUGCCUCUCCUCAUCCGGCCCACAGGCUGCUGGCGGCUGGACUGGGAGGAACUGGAGGCCAACCAGCAGCGCUUCCAGGCGCUCUGCCACUGCCUGCGGAAGCGGGAGUGGCUCCUUCUGGCCAAGUAUGAGGCGGAGGGCCCCGUGGCCAGCCCCUUCCAGGUCCUCAUGCCCGCCGCCGCCGCCGCCGCCGCCGCCGCCUCGGCAACGCUGCUGCUCCGCUCGGUGGCGGCCCCAGAGCUCCUGCUGCCCUGCAGCUUCCCUCUCCUCCCGGCGGAGCCUCCGGAGGCGGCGCUGGAGGCCAUGGAGGGCCUCCUGAGUGGCCUCGCCGUGGAGCCGGCCUACAACCCGCUGAGGGCCACAAGCCGCCUGUACCGAGCUCUGCGGAGCAGCCUGUGCCGCCCCCUCGGCCCCUCCCGGGCCCAGCGCUUGGCAGAGCGCCCCCUGCCCCGCCAGCAAUCCAGCAGGCAGCUCCCCAGCAAGGCCCGGGCCGCCGUGGCCCCCCUGCAGAUGGCUGCCCCUGCUGCCCGCCCCGGCGGCCGCUCCCGUUUCUCCAGCAAGGAAGAGGCGGAGGCGGAGGCGGCGCUGGACUCUGCGUAGAAGACGACGCUGCUCCACGGGGCACGGGGUGCGGGCCACGGACAGAGCCCCCCCUUGCCGGCGCCCGGCCCGCCCCCGCCAGAAGGCGCAGCUCGAGCCCUCCUGCUGCUGCUGCUGCUGCUGCUGCCAGGGCGGGGGGGGGGCUGCAGCAGCCACAGGAACCUCUGCUGGAGCCCCCUCCACCCCCCUCCCCACCCCCACCCGGGGCCCCAGCGGCUCCAAACAGGCCCUUCCAGGCAGGGAGCCGAAGCCGCUGGGCCAGCUCCAGCAAAGGGCUCUGCGCGGCUUUGGCCCUCCUGCUCAGGCCGCAGCUCGCAUCACUCCCCCCCCCCGCCGCAGUGGCCAAGGGAGGCCUGGCCCGCCAGACCCCCAAGUUGGGGUGCCCUGAGCUAGCCCCACACAGAGCCACUUCCUCAGGAGCCUUCUGGAGGGGGCGGGGCGGGGCGGGGGUCUUGCUUGUUUAAGCCUCAGCCCCUCCAAUAAACACCGUCGCAGCCGA
Messenger RNA from Hemicordylus capensis (graceful crag lizard), 2366 nucleotides. It is a transcript of the gene M1AP, whose product is annotated as meiosis 1 associated protein. The record is from RefSeq and is a predicted model, not a curated record. The transcript has 11 exons. Gene Ontology annotation, biological process: spermatogenesis; meiosis I; male meiosis chromosome separation. NCBI's taxonomy places the organism in Eukaryota, Metazoa, Chordata, Lepidosauria, Squamata, Cordylidae. Bases 257 to 1867 code for a protein of 536 amino acids.